Messenger RNA from Poecilia reticulata (guppy), 1277 nucleotides. Its product is annotated as glyceraldehyde-3-phosphate dehydrogenase-like. The record is from RefSeq and is a predicted model, not a curated record. NCBI's taxonomy places the organism in Eukaryota, Metazoa, Chordata, Actinopteri, Cyprinodontiformes, Poeciliidae. Gene Ontology annotation, molecular function: NADP binding; NAD binding; glyceraldehyde-3-phosphate dehydrogenase (NAD+) (phosphorylating) activity. Gene Ontology annotation, biological process: glycolytic process; glucose metabolic process. Gene Ontology annotation, cellular component: cytosol.
GUCGUGGGGUCAUUUUCUAACGGUUCAGGUAUCUGUGCUCUCGUUUUUCAUAUCAAUCAUUUUUCCGCUGUUUGCAUAGAAGCUCCUUUGACGUUGUUCCUUGGAGGAACAGAAGCAGCCAUUCCACACCAGAAAAAAUGGUGAAGAUUGGAAUCAACGGGUUUGGACGAAUCGGUCGUCUGGUGACCCGGGCUGCAGCCACUGGUGGGAAGGUUGAGGUUGUAGCCAUCAAUGACCCUUUUAUUGACCUUGACUACAUGGUCUACAUGUUCAAGUACGACUCCACUCAUGGUGUCUGGAAGCAUGGAGAGGUGAAGACGGAUGGCGGCAAGCUGAUUAUUGGCAAGAUGCAGAUCUCGGUCUUCCAUGAGAAGGACCCUGCCAACAUCAAAUGGGGUAGCGCUGCCGUAGACUAUGUUGUGGAGUCAACCGGUGUUUUCACCACCAUUGAUAAAGCUUCUAUUCACUUGAAAGGCGGCGCAAAGAGGGUGGUGAUCUCUGCUCCAAGCGCUGAUGCUCCCAUGUUCGUCAUGGGCGUCAACCAGGACAAGUACGACAAGUCCAUGAAGGUCGUCAGCAACGCUUCCUGCACAACCAACUGCCUGGCUCCCCUUGCCAAGGUCAUCAAUGACAACUAUGGAAUCAUUGAGGGUCUCAUGAGCACGGUCCAUGCUACUACUGCCACACAGAAGACUGUUGAUGGGCCUUCAGGUAAAAUGUGGAGAGAUGGGCGAGGUGCCGCACAGAACAUCAUCCCCGCCUCGACUGGAGCUGCCAAAGCAGUCGGCAAAGUGAUCCCUGAGCUGAACGGAAAGCUGACUGGUAUGGCUUUCCGUGUCCCCACCCCCAACGUAUCCGUUGUUGACCUGACGGUCCGUCUGGAAAAGCCAGCAAAGUAUGAUGACAUCAAAAAGGUUGUCAAGGCUGCAGCAGAUGGACCAUUAAAGGGAAUUCUGGGAUACACAGAAGACCAGGUUGUGUCUACAGACUUCAACGGUGACUCUCGCUCCUCAAUCUUUGACGCUGGCGCUGGCAUCGCAUUGAACGAUCACUUUGUGAAACUGGUUUCAUGGUAUGACAAUGAGUUUGGCUACAGCAACCGUGUGUGUGACCUGAUCCAGCACAUGUUCUCCAAGGAGUAAAGCUGAUGGCUGUUCCCUAUGGAAACUGUUUGGGACCUUUGCCCUUGGUUCAACCUACCUUUCUGAUGAACACUCUAAUGUAAUCACUUGUUUGGAAUUUUUUUCACCUGACUUAAUAAAGUUCUUUCAAUGAGA